Messenger RNA from Peronospora belbahrii, 726 nucleotides. The record is from the annotation of a GenBank genome assembly. Lineage: Eukaryota; Oomycota; Peronosporomycetes; Peronosporales; Peronosporaceae.
AUGUUGCGGAGAUCUGUAGCGCCGUUGGCUCGUUGCGCUUUCCCGCGGUCUUUGCCUUCCAUCGUAUCGUCUCGCACUGCCCUUAAGCAGUUUCCGCGUGCAUUCAGUGGGGCGGAUCAGAGCCAGCGUCAUGUGAUUGCUGCACUGGUGGUUAACCAGCCUGGCUGCCUGGCUGAGAUCGCUAACCUCUUUGCUGCUCGAGGGUACAACAUUGACAGUCUGGUGGUGGGUCGUACGGAGGUCGAGGAGCUUUCCCGCAUGACAGUUGUCGUUAAUGGCACUGCUCAGAGUGUUGCCAACAUGAAAAAGCAGCUGGAAGACGUCGUUUUCGUGGCAGUGGUCAACAUCCUUAGUAGCGGCAAAAAUGCCGAAAAGAACUACGUCGAGCGCGAUUUGAUGCUGGCCAAGGUAUCAACGGUUGAGCCUGGAUCCCGUGCUGAGGCCGUCGAACUAGCCAACUUAUUUGAUGCUAAGGUCAUUGACGUGCGGCCACACCAGGUUAUGGUGCAGCUCGCUGGUACUCCUGGUCGUAUUGAGGCCUUUUUGGACCUGCUGAAGCCGUUGGGCAUCACAGAGAUCCAUCGCAGCGGUGUCAUUGCAAUGGCUCGCAGCACCAGUGUGGCUGACAACCUAGAUGGUCUUUCGACAUUUGAGGGAGCCACACGCACGCUUUUGGACGAUGCUGACGACGACGAGAUUGACGUUUCUCGCCUCCCCCCUGGAUAA